AAACCCUAAACCCUAAUGGUUUGGGUGUAUGGCAGCGAGGACGGGCUUCGCGAGGAGGGCUUUCUUCAAUGCGGCGCAGCGCCGCCCCGCCGCCGCCCCGCGGCCGCCUCCGCCAUUGGGAUUCGCCGCUCCCAGGCGGGGCAGCCUCGCCAAUCGAAUGAAUUCGCCAGUGCUGCGGCGAGAGGUUUCCACAAUGCUCCCGUUCCAUUCCGCCACCGCGAAAGCGUGGCUGGUGUCGAGGAUUUCUGAUAUUCCAGUCGACGCGGGGGUGUUUAGAACGGUCCUCAAGAUGUUCCAGGUGGAAGAAUGUAGUGCUUAAAUCGGCUACAACACACAAAAAAAAGAAGGAAAAAUCACGAAGAAAAACGAGAAAAAAGACUCGAGAAACGCGAGGAACGAAGAACUUUGCUGCUGAUUAAAUUGAUGGAAUUAAUUAUUGCC
This is a messenger RNA of Selaginella moellendorffii, 441 nucleotides long. Its product is annotated as protein NUCLEAR FUSION DEFECTIVE 6, chloroplastic/mitochondrial-like. The coding region runs from base 29 to 319 and encodes 96 amino acids. The transcript has 2 exons. Lineage: Eukaryota; Viridiplantae; Streptophyta; Lycopodiopsida; Selaginellales; Selaginellaceae. The record is from RefSeq and is a predicted model, not a curated record.